AGUGAAGUAACCUGACAGGUGUGGGCCUCAUCAGAACAACAGACACCGCUCUUAGAAACUGUAAUCUGAAGGGAAAAAACGAAUAACACUCCGGUACAAUUGAGAGUACCUCCACCAAUAACAACACGUUGUAUAGCAACCUCAUGUUCCUAUAUGUUCAGAAUAAUGCGAAAAAGUUGUUUUUUCUGCUCCACUGAAAAAUCAAAAAAAAUAAAAUGGCUUCCAAUCAGCAACAGGUGGAAGGAGAAACUGAAGAAACUUGUUGAGUCAGAUGAAAGUAAAAUAUCCAGAAUCAGCAGCAUUAUUUAUGUGAAUGAUGCAGAAUUCAGAAUAGCGAAUGGAAGUGAUGGCACUGAAGUCUUCUUGGGGCUGAGAAAGGACGGCACAGAAGUUGCCAUUAAGAGAAUGUCUAAAAGCAACUAUGAAGUGCUGAAGAACGAAGAAGGAAUCCUACGACUUCCUGAACUCGAUCAUCAUUAUUUCGUACGAUAUGUUGAUGCUGCAGAGGACGAGAACUUUGGAUAUCUUUGUCUGCAACUUUGUGAAUACACCUUGGAAGAAUAUAUCAAGAAUGAACGUGACCCACUGAAGUUAAAGAAACUUGUCAAACAAAUUCUUGAAAGUUUAAAGGUGCUUCACUGUAGAAAUCCUCAAAUUCUUCACCGAGAUCUUAAACCGCAGAAUAUUUUGAUAGAUGUUACUUGCAGGGCAAGAUUAGCUGAUUUUGGCAUGAGCAGACGCUUACUCAAAGACCAAACAACUUUACGUACACGCAGUGCAGGAACCAGAUGCUGGAUGGCCCGAGAGACUUUAGCAGAAGAAGCAGAAGAAUCUGUGAUAUCAUACAAGUCAAGCACUGACAUACAGGAUGCAGGCAUGCUGAUCUAUUAUAUCCUCUCUGGAGGCCACCAUCCAUUUGGCGACAUAUCCUGUAAAUGUGAGUCUAACAUUGAUGAUGGGAACUACAGUUUGGAUCACGUUCAAGAUAUGGUGGCAAAGGAUCUCAUCGAGUGGAUGAUCAACAAAGAGCCAAAGGACAGACCCAAAGUAGACGAAUGCUUAAAACAUCCCUUCUUCUGGACUUCUGAAAAGCAAUUAGAAUAUUUGAAAAAGAUCGGUAACAAGAAGGAGGUGGUAAACUGUCGAAAGGCUGAUGAAAAGCUGAUUGGUUCACUAGAAGCAUGUGCUAAUGGAUCCUUCAAACUGUGGAAAAAUAAGGUGACUUACAGAUGA
Neolamprologus brichardi is the source of this 1233-nucleotide messenger RNA. Lineage: Eukaryota; Metazoa; Chordata; Actinopteri; Cichliformes; Cichlidae. The record is from RefSeq and is a predicted model, not a curated record.